UAUCCUCUUACACAUUAUUUAUUUUAUGCCGUGGUGAAUUGUUAUACAUAUUCCAGUUGUCAAUCCUAGUUUUUAGAAUAUUCACGUAAAAAAUCGACAGGUUGACAUAAGGAGACUAACAGAAUCAUAUAGUUACAUUAAAUACUGAAGCAGCAGCAAAAUUAUCAAUUGGGAUAAUAAACAAAAUGAAGAUGGCUGAUGGUUCAACAAUAUUAAGAAGAAAUAGGCCAGGAACAUCGGCUAAAGAUUUUUGCCGGUGGCCUGAUGAAUCCUUUGAAGAAAUGGACAGUACGUUAGCAGUUCAACAAUAUAUACAACAAACAAUUCGACGAGAUCCAACUAAUAUUGAUUCUAUUCUAAACAUGCCUGAAUUUCAAGAUGAAGGUGUGUGGAAAUAUGAACAUCUUCGACAAUUUUGUAUGGAGUUGAAUGGAUUAGCAGUUCGAUUACAAGAGGACUGUGAUCCUCAGUCUUGUACACAGAUGACUGCCACUGAACAAUGGAUAUUCCUCUGUGCUGCACAUAAAACUCCAAAAGAGUGCCCUGCCAUUGAUUACACGAGACAUACUCUCGAUGGCGCGGCUUGUUUGCUUAAUAGUAAUAAAUAUUUUCCUAGUAGAGUUAGUAUCAAAGAAUCUUCUGUUGCUAAAUUGGGAUCUGUUUGUCGUCGUGUCUACAGAAUUUUUUCUCAUGCGUAUUUUCAUCAUUUAAAUAUUUUUGAGCCAUUUGAACACGAGACUUUCCUUUGUCGAAGAUUUACAGCAUUUGUAACCAAAUAUAAAUUGAUGUCAAAAGAUAAUCUGAUUGUGCCAAUAAUCAAAGAAGAUGGCAGUGCUAUAACAACCAUUACCAGUACAACUAUGACCACUGGUAGUGCUAUUACGAUUGCUGCGACUAUUCCUAAUACAACUGUUACUACUUCAGUUGUUGCUGCUGCUACUAUAACUACUAUUACAACUAAUCCAAGCACUACUAAUGUAACUACUACUGCAACUGCUCCCGCUACUACCAAUAUCACUACUGCCAAUACUCCAGCUCCUGUUCCAGCUGUUGCAAUUCCUCCUAAUAAUACUACAGAAAGCGAGGCAUAAAUAUUGAAGACGUGCAGGGAUUUUGUUAAUUUACAUAUGAUUCAUAUAAACUGUGAAUUAAAUUUGUAGGAGAGAUAAUGACGUUGCAGAAAAUAUUUCUGACAUCAAAAUAAUAGUCAAUGAGUGCAGUGUGAUUGCAAGAUAUAUUAAAUAAUGACUCAUCAAUUUACAAUUUAAAGGAUCCACUCUUUAUCGAAAUUUUUUAAUGUAUAAUAAAUAUAAAAUAUCUAAUCAUAUGAUUUUCUUAAACGUAAGUUGUGUGUAUGUAGAUAUGUAUGUGAGUAGGUGUGUAAAAUUAGUAAACAGAAGUUUUAAUAUAAAAUAAAACAGUAAAAAUAGGAACGAGUGUCACUAAGUUAUUGAUGAUACGAUUAAUUUUACACAUACAAUGAUAUUUAAACAAUUGACUUUUUUUAUACUGUUUAUUUACAUUCGAUGUAUUAAUGGCAUUUCAAUGAAGUAUUAAAAAUACAAGGGAGAAAAAUUGCCACUAAACAAAUAUCUUAGUUGAAAAUAAAAUUUAUAAAAUAAUUAGUUACUCUCAGAGAACACCUUUUACUAUAACUUUUAAAUUAUUGUGAACAUCGUACUCAUGUAUAGAGUAGUUAUAAUUGAAUAAUUCUACUAAAUUUAUGAAGUUAUGAUUAGAUAUUUAUGUACCCUUAAAUAGAGAAUAAACUUUUUU
Messenger RNA from Chelonus insularis, 1776 nucleotides. RefSeq names its product MOB kinase activator 4 (gene Mob4). The coding region runs from base 186 to 1091 and encodes 301 amino acids. Gene Ontology annotation, cellular component: cytoplasm. The transcript is spliced from 3 exons. The record is from RefSeq and is a predicted model, not a curated record. NCBI's taxonomy places the organism in Eukaryota, Metazoa, Arthropoda, Insecta, Hymenoptera, Braconidae.